GACGCUAUCCCCUCCCCUCAUAUAUGGCCUUUUUUUCAAACAAUGAAAUUAAAUUAAAUUAAAUUAAACGAGUUUCGCAAUUCACAGCGCACUGGAAUCUGAAAACGGAAAAAACAAAUAGCGCAAGAAAAAGGAAGAGAAAAGAAAUACCAUUAAAGAGUCUGAAACCCAAUAAAACUAAAAGACUAAAGUUGCUCUCUCUCUCUCUCUCCCUCCCUAUCUCGCGUUGGGAUACACAAUACAAAUAUCUCCGGCAACUGCAAUUUGCCAAUUUCAAGCCAAGCUUGUGCUCUCCGUCUCGCCUCUCCUCUCCGCAACUCACUGAUCCGAUAGAAGAAGAAGCAUGAGCUAUUACAACCAGCAGCAACCUCCAGUCGGCGUUCCACCCCCUCAAGGUUAUCCGCCGGAAGGUUAUCCGAAAGACGCUUAUCCGCCGCCCGGCUAUCCUCCGCAGGCGUAUCCUCCUCCUGGAUAUCCUCCGCAGCCCGGUUACCCAGCUCCUCCGCCGCCUUAUGCCCCUCAAUACGCCCAGCCACCGCCACAGCAACAGCAGAACAGCAACGCCGGUUGCUUGGAAGGCUGUUUGGCCGCUCUGUGCUGUUGCUGCCUACUGGAUGCCUGCUUCUGAGUGAAGAAAUGGGAUGAGCAAUUGGACAUAAUGGUGCAGAUGGGAGAGUUAUAUUGUGCACUUGAAAUUUGAUUGAGAUUAAGCUUUGGAUUUAUUUUCGGUUUGUGAAGAAAUUUGGUUCUUAAUUGUUGCAUUUUGCGCAGUGGCCUCUGUUCAGUCUAUGUCCUUUCUAUCCUAUCGUGUUUGCAGACAAGUCAUUUCUGGGUUCAGCACCCUUCUACCGAAUCUUUUCGCCCCUGGUUUUCCAAUUAGCUAUUUCAUGCACAUUCUCACCUUCCCUAAUCUGAUAUUUUGUUGGGCAUUCAUUAUCUGUUAGGGGGAGAGUUGUAGGUAAUUGAUAACAAUAUUUCAAUUUUUUUUUUUUGCUGUGAUAAUAGAUUAUUAUUAGUUUCCCUAGAAAAAUCAUAAUCAGAGUUCCUUGAGAAAAGUAUUAGAAUGAGAGUUAAUGUCAGUUAAUGUGCCUCUGCCUCACAUAUGGGUACCUCAAUACGCAUAAAUGUCUCGCAUCAAGCAUGAUUUUGUUAAAUGUCUGGCAUGAAGCAUGAGUUGAGUCAAGUUGAGUAAUAUCUUUGUGGGUAUGAGUUGAGACAGGCCAAUCGGUUUUUUUUCUUCUGUUGGUUGUUGGCUCAAGGUUGGAUCCUAGGAUUAGCGAAUAUCUAAUCCUCAAAUUACCAUUAGGCUAACCUCUUUAGACUCGGGGCGAUCAAUCCCCAAAUUACAUGUCUAGAUCCAACAACUCUCAAUACUAUUCCCACCUUCUGAUUGUUACGUUAUCCACUAGGGACCCACAAUUUUGGGUGUUUGGCCUCGAACCCUCGACUGUUCGUGACUUUUUCCGUGGUGACUGGAUAUGGAUAAAACUCAAAGAAAAAGAUUGACGUGGAUGGAGCGCAACUGGUUUUAGGCUCCUUUUUUUUUGCCAAUAGGAACUCAUAUUCAACGAAACAACGAUAAGAACACUAGGUUUACGAAGAGCGAACCCAAGAACAAAAGUCAAAUAUAACGCACCCUACCGGGUAUAAAGACAGGGUCUUUCUUGUCACAAAAUGGGCAACUCUAUUUUGACUACGCCGCACAAAAAAGAUUUUAUAUCCUAUCAGGUUCUGUAAAUGCUUCGAAUCUCUUGUAAAAUGGCUCAACCGUGGAAAUCCCAUACAUGUUCGAAAUUGACCUUCUAAAUCACCACUUGAACUUCCCCAAGUACAUCAACCUACGCCAACCCAAUAGUGGACACCAAAGCAAAGUGUCCUAAGGCAAUUAAUUCGAUUAGGAAAGGAUCAAACAAUCCUGGCAUACAACGACCACCCACAGCGACGACAGAGCCUGAUACAUAACUUAGAACAAACCCUAUCGCUCCAUGAGAUAACCGCUUUGUAGCACCAUAAAAAAUGCUAUCGACGGAGACUCGGUUGCAAUCUGCUGGUGAGUAACAUUGGCCAGAGCUCGUCGCUUAGGAACCAACUCUAGGAAGUAGGAACUGUGGCGUCUGCAGAAACCAUUGCCGCCCCAACACCAAGAUCGCAGCGUGCGACCCAUCAAACAGAACGUUGUUCCUAGACUUCCACAACCUCCAAAAACCAUAUAGGAUUUUAAACUUAACCUCAUGUUCCAGUUGUUUAUCUUCUAACACCCUGCGCCACAAAACAACAAUAUUAGUAGAGCAUAUAUGUUUUCUAAACACACCCAGGAGGCCAACCUCUGCCCAAAUUCCUAUUGCAACAGGACACUCUAGGAACAAGUGAGUUACACUCUCUGUCUCCUCUAAGCAGCCUAGACACACACCUUUCUUUGCAACAAGGCUUCUCCGAUUGGUGAAAAUGGCGAAUCAACUUUGGAGGGCAUUCUAAUCCCCACACCAGAUUCCACCUGUUAUCUAUAUUAACCGGUACAGACCAGUGCCGGAAAUACUUGACGCACAAGAUCAGCUAUCCCGGCCCUCUUUCACAAUGAAUAAAGGCUGCAACCUUUC
Messenger RNA from Linum trigynum, 2597 nucleotides. Lineage: Eukaryota; Viridiplantae; Streptophyta; Magnoliopsida; Malpighiales; Linaceae. The record is from the annotation of a GenBank genome assembly.